This is a messenger RNA of Cicer arietinum (chickpea), 1062 nucleotides long. Its product is annotated as zinc finger protein ZF1. The record is from RefSeq and is marked validated. Gene Ontology annotation, biological process: regulation of DNA-templated transcription. Gene Ontology annotation, molecular function: DNA-binding transcription factor activity; transcription cis-regulatory region binding. Gene Ontology annotation, cellular component: nucleus. NCBI's taxonomy places the organism in Eukaryota, Viridiplantae, Streptophyta, Magnoliopsida, Fabales, Fabaceae.
AUCACACCUAAACCCUUUCACCUCUCUCUCAACAAACUCUUUUUGUUUCUACUUUCAAUUCAUCGAGUUACGUAACGUUACCAAACUAUUCUUGACUGCACCGAUCAAUCACAUGGCUUUGGAAUCCCUCAAAUCACCCACCACCGUCACUCAUUCAUUCACUUCCUUUGAAAUUGAAGAACCUAAUCACAGUUACAUCGAUACACCGUGGACCAAACGUAAACGUUCAAAGCGUUCUCGUAUGGAUAGCCACAAUCACCAAUCUUCAUGCACUGAAGAAGAAGAGUACCUCGCUCUCUGUCUCAUCAUGCUCGCUCGCGGUGGCAAAGAAACUAUCUCCACCGCCAAAUCACCUAUUCUAUCGCCGCCGGUAACCACCACCGCUAAGCUCAGUCAUAAAUGCUCUGUUUGCAACAAAGCUUUUUCAUCUUACCAAGCACUUGGCGGACACAAAGCUAGCCACAGGAAACUCGCCGUUAUUACCACCGCUGAAGAUCAAUCCACCACCUCAUCAGCCGUGACGACAAGCUCCGCAUCCAACGGUGGAGGUAAGAUCAAGACUCAUGAAUGCUCCAUCUGUCAUAAAUCCUUCCCUACAGGACAGGCUUUGGGAGGUCACAAGCGUUGCCACUACGAAGGCGGUGCCGGUGGUGGAAACAGCGCCGUAACUGCUUCUGAAGGAGUUGGAUCGUCUCAUAGCCACCACCGUGACUUCGAUCUUAACCUCCCGGCUUUUCCGGACUUUUCAAAGAAGUUUUUCGUGGAUGAUGAGGUUUCCAGCCCUCUACCUGCAGCGAAGAAGCCGUGUCUUUUCAAUAUGGCAGAGAUUGAAAUCCCUCAAUACUGAUCAAUAUAUUAUAUACAGAUCCAUGUUUAUAAUUAGUGCUUUAGUUAUUUAUUUUUUAUUUUAGAUUAUUAUUUGGGAUCAAUUUGUUCUGUAAAUACAAGUUGGUUCUCAUUCGCUGCUUUUAGAGUUUAGAUUGUAAUUUGACAGUGGAAAUUCAAUUCAUUGCUUAUUUAUAUUUAAUUUUUGGAAAUCUAUCGAAUUUAAAUUUGUUCGAA